This is a messenger RNA of Candidula unifasciata, 807 nucleotides long. The record is from the annotation of a GenBank genome assembly. Lineage: Eukaryota; Metazoa; Mollusca; Gastropoda; Stylommatophora; Geomitridae.
AUGAGGCUGAUAAUUCAUGACAACAGCGACCAGGUUUCGGAAUGGGCAGCAAAAUAUGUUAAGAGGAAAAUACAAGCCUACCAGCCAAACGAAAAUAAAUAUUUCACUCUUGGUCUGCCAACGGGAGGUACGCCCUUGGGAAUGUACCAGAAGCUGGCAGAGUAUCACAAAGAAGGAAAGCUGUCUUUCAAGUAUGUCAAGACCUUCAAUAUGGAUGAGUAUGUUGAUCUGCCCAGAGAGCACCCUGAGAGUUACCAUUCGUUCAUGUGGAACAACUUUUUUAGCCACAUAGACAUCCUGCCAGAAAAUGUCCAUAUUUUAGACGGAAACGCCCAAGAUCUGGAAAAGGAGUGCAGAGAUUAUGAAGACAAAAUCAAAGCAGCAGGUGGCAUCCGGCUUUUCAUAGGAGGUAUAGGCCCUGAUGGCCACAUUGCCUUCAACGAGCCGGGCUCCAGUCUGGUCUGUCGAACCCGAGUCAAGACCCUGGCACAAGAAACAAUCCUGGCCAAUGCUAGAUUCUUUGGCAAUGAUUUAAAAAAAGUUCCCACCAAAGCCCUGACUGUGGGUGUAGGCACAGUCAUGGACGCUGAUGAGGUAUUAAUCCUGAUAACAGGCGCCCACAAAGCCUUUGCUCUGCACAAAGCUAUUGAAGAAGGCGUCAACCAUAUGUGGACGGUCUCUGCCUUCCAGCAACACCCACACACGAUAUUCGUGUGUGAUGAAGAUGCCACCAUGGAGCUGCGAGUCAGAACAGUGAAAUACUUUAAGGGACUGAUGCAAGUACACAACAAACUCGUUGAAGGCUAA